CUUUUUUUUUUUAAAAAAAAAAUAAUAAUUUUUUUUUAGAUAAUUUAUUGAUAAUUUUUUUGACUUUUUGUAAGGGAUUUAUAUACAAAUUUAUAUACAAUACAAAUUUAUAAACAAUGGCCGAUUGUUCUGACCCUGAAAUUCGUGAAGCAUAUGAUGAAGUACGGGAUGAUAAAAAUCCAACAAAAUGGUUACUUCUUCAAUAUGCAUCAGAUAAAUCCGAUAAAUUGGUGCUAAAAUCAAAGGGAACAGAAGGAUUAAAAGAAUUUGUUGAUUCACUAGAUGAGAAUCAAGCAGCAUUUGGUUAUGUAAGAAUUAAUGUAUCAAAUGAUGAAUUAUCUGUAAGAACAAAAUUCAUUUUUGUUACAUGGAUUGGAAGUGGUGUUAAAGUUAUGAGAAAAGCCAAAUUAUCUGUACAUGUUAGUGAUGUAAAAAACAUUCUUCGGGUAUAUGCUAUUGAUGUUAAUGCUCGUGAUAAAUCGGAAUUUAAUGAGGAAGAAAUUCUCGUACAACUUAGAAGAGCUGGUGGUGCAAAUUAUGAUAGACAAGCUCACGAUUAUUAAAUAGAGAUU
This is a messenger RNA of Rhizophagus irregularis DAOM 181602=DAOM 197198, 572 nucleotides long. RefSeq lists its product as uncharacterized. Lineage: Eukaryota; Fungi; Glomeromycota; Glomeromycetes; Glomerales; Glomeraceae. Gene Ontology annotation, biological process: regulation of actin filament polymerization. Gene Ontology annotation, cellular component: site of polarized growth; actin filament; cortical actin cytoskeleton. Gene Ontology annotation, molecular function: actin filament binding. The record is from RefSeq and is a predicted model, not a curated record.